AUGUUGUUAUUUGACAUAUUUGUUCUUUACUUGGUUAUAAUCAAACAAAUCGAACAUUUAUUAGUUUACCAAGCAAAAUUCGGUUUACGAAGUCCAGUUUUUCAUGCAUUUUUAUCAAAUUUAUCAAAAUUUGUUGAUCAUAAUUUUAGUCUUGGAACAGUACUUUUACCAUUUUUUCUUUCAUUUCUUCAAUUUUCUACAUGUUCUAAUUCAUCAAUACAAUUUUAUGAACAUAUUGCAGCAUCAAAAACUUUAGAACGUAUUGAUCCUAGUUUACGUGAUGCAUGUAUCAAUAUACAACAUUUAACUCGUAUUGCAAUGAAUACAAUACUUAGUCAUUAUCAUGUAUGUGAAACACCACCAUUUGAUGUAACUGGUAGUGGUCUUAGUGGAAGAAUUACACCGAAAGUAGCUGGAUCAAGAAGAGGAUCACCAAGACCAUUUCAUGAUAUAAGUGAAAUAGAAUUAAAGGAAUUAGGUGGACGAUAUGAUUUAGAAGUUAAACAAAAUAGUGGAACAUCAAGUACAACUGGUGGUGUUAAUUCAAAUACAUCAACUGGUAUAGCACCAUCAUUAUCAUCAAGGGUUCCAACAGAUAAAUUAAUUGAACUUGAUGUUAAAAGUAUUACAGGAAUCAAAGAACUUUCACGUGUUCUUUAUUCAGUUGAACGUGGUAAACUUGAAACUGUUUUACUUAAACCUGAUAGUAGUAGUGGAAUAAAAGAAGAAAGUUCACCAAAAACACCUAAAGUAACAUCAUUAUCAUCAUCAACAUUGGCUAGUAUGGGUGGUACAGGAACAGGUGGAAAAUUAAAACCAAAUUAUUAUAGUAAAAAACCUAAACAUAAAGAUGAUACAAAUGUUCGAUCACCACCAUUAAGUCGUCCAACACGUACAUCAUCAUCUCAAGGUUAUAUUAAAAAUGUUGGUGUUAUAUCAACAACAGCAACAGCUAAACGAGCAACAACAACAACAAAUGAUGAAUUAGAUAAGUCGGAUGAGCGUAUCUCAGUCAAAGUUCAACGUUAA
This is a messenger RNA of Rotaria sp. Silwood1, 1029 nucleotides long. The record is from the annotation of a GenBank genome assembly. Lineage: Eukaryota; Metazoa; Rotifera; Eurotatoria; Philodinida; Philodinidae.